UUUCACCACCUCUAUCAGACGAUGAGCUAAAAUCCUGUCAAGAAUCUGCAAUGUUACUGCAAAGRUGUCCACUACUUUUUGAUCUGGACUUGAUCGUUGUUGCACAGCAYUUCCAUAGGGUUGGUCUCCAUGCCUAUGCACUUGCUUGUCUUGUUCUUGUUCCUGUCCAUGACAAACAAAGGCAAAAAAUAAAGGAAUUGCUGGACACCAAGUGCGCUGUUGUCAUUCUUGACCAGCUGAAAAAACAGUGUGWUGAGGCAAAAAUGCUUGGCCAUGUGAAAACGUUACAAGAGGAAGUUUAUCAAUACAUUGAAGACAAUCAAGAAUAUGAAGUUUUGUUGAGCACUGUACACUUUGAUAAGAUGGUGGCUUAUCUUAUUAACACUGACCAACUUGAAGGUCUGCUUAUGAAGACAAUUAAAGCAAAGAGGUUGUCUAAUGCCCAGAGUCUUGUGCAUCUAUACCAUCAAGCUCAUCCAGGAUCUCCAUCAGGACGAUUUGUAUCUGAGUGCAAUGAGAAGCUCAGUGCUUUGGAUGAACUCAUG
Messenger RNA from Exaiptasia diaphana, 545 nucleotides. RefSeq lists its product as uncharacterized. Gene Ontology annotation, biological process: protein localization to kinetochore involved in kinetochore assembly; mitotic spindle assembly checkpoint signaling; mitotic sister chromatid segregation. Gene Ontology annotation, cellular component: cytoplasm; RZZ complex; kinetochore microtubule. Gene Ontology annotation, molecular function: small GTPase binding. The record is from RefSeq and is a predicted model, not a curated record. NCBI's taxonomy places the organism in Eukaryota, Metazoa, Cnidaria, Anthozoa, Actiniaria, Aiptasiidae.